CUAACGAUCAAAGGUGGGAAGAAUAUGUGGUUCUCAGUCACCACUUUGCUGCUUCUCGCAGUUCUGGCAACGGCUCAGAAUAAGCUCAUCAAUGAACCGAAAGUUUUCUGUUACUACAACGGGAAAGAUACGAUCAGAGAGGAAUGGCUCUUGGAAGCGCUUCCUUUUUGUACUCACCUGAUAUAUGGGUAUGCGGCCAUCGAUCCAUACAACAGCUGCCUCGUUCCUGUGGACGAUAUGUUUGAUUGUGAUCACGGAAGAGGACAUUAUAGGGGAAUCAUCUCGUUGAAAGAACAAUUUCCGGGUCUCAAAAUAUUGCUCAGCAUUGGUUUUCACAAAGAUUGGAACGAACCGCUCGAAAAGUACUUAACUGUGCUGGAAACUCAUUAUACUCGUUCGCAAUUUGUAAAUUCUGCUUACGCGUUGCUAAGAAAAUACGGAUUUGAUGGUCUAGAUUUGGCCUGGCAGUUCCCGCAAAGUGCUCCGAAACCCAGUCAAGAAGAGGUCCAGGUUUGGUGGCUUAAAUAUAAAAAAAUCUUCACCAGAGAGAGUAUUCCGGAUCCGAAAGCCGACGAGCACAAAGAGGAAUUUACGGCUCUCGUUCGUGAUCUGGAGUAUACUUUCAGAGCGAAAAAUUUAGAGCUGGGUCUGACAGUGCUUCCACAUGUAAACACGACUGCCUACUUGGAUGUGCCGUUGUUGAUAGACAACUUGAAUUACGUCCAUUUGGCGGCGUUUGACCAGCAAACUCCAUUGAGAAACCCCAAGGAGGGAGACUACGCUGCCCCAAUCUAUGAGCCUGAAGGACGUGUCGCGGGAAACAGCAUUGAGGCAAAAGUGAACUAUUGGCUUGCAAACCAAACACCAUCCAACAAAAUUAUUCUCGGUAUUCCGACUUACGGUAGGGCUUGGAGACUAAGCGAAAACUCCAACACAACCGGCAUUCCUCCGAUAAAAACAGAUGGUGCGUAUAUGCCCCAAUUCUUUUCGGACAGCAAUGGGAGGUUCAGAUGGCCAGACAUUUGUGCCAUGCUGCCUUCGGCCGCGAACCCAAACGCAACGUUUACGAAAGUUGACCAAGAUUCAGCAACAACCGGACGCUUCGGGGUGUACGGCUUCCAAAAGCCGAACCAUCAGGGGAACGGUAAACCGGGCAUCUGGAUGUCGUACGAGGAUCCGGAGUCUACAUCUAACAAGGCGGCCUAUGCGAAGGCCAAAGGCUUGGGCGGAGUCGCCAUAUUUGAUCUCUACAACGACGACUUCGCGGGACGGUGUAACGGGUUGCUGUUUCCGAUUUUGAAGGCCGCGAGUCAGCGCUCGUGAAGGGUGACUUCGUUGGAAAGUUUUGUUGAUAAAUGAUAUUAGGCCGGAACAAAUUUCAAAUCCUUCUUUUGUCACUCGGAGUUGGAUCAUGGCGAGGGGGGGGACAAUA
Uranotaenia lowii is the source of this 1432-nucleotide messenger RNA. RefSeq names its product chitinase-like protein Idgf4. Gene Ontology annotation, molecular function: chitin binding. The record is from RefSeq and is a predicted model, not a curated record. Gene Ontology annotation, cellular component: extracellular region. Lineage: Eukaryota; Metazoa; Arthropoda; Insecta; Diptera; Culicidae. Gene Ontology annotation, biological process: chitin catabolic process; carbohydrate metabolic process. Bases 25 to 1323 code for a protein of 432 amino acids. The transcript is spliced from 3 exons.